Molecule: messenger RNA, 300 nt
Organism: Knipowitschia caucasica
Lineage: Eukaryota; Metazoa; Chordata; Actinopteri; Gobiiformes; Gobiidae
Source: the annotation of a GenBank genome assembly
AUGGAUACCACCUACCAGGAUAUAGAUACCACCUACCAGGACAUACAAACCACCUACCAGGACAUAGAUACCACCUACCAGCACAUAGAUACCACCUACCAGCACAUAGAUACCACCUACCAGGACAUAGAUACCACCUACCAGGAUAUAGAUACCACCUACCAGGACAUACACCUACCAAGCGGCAUCCACCAAGCCCUCAAACCUGAGCCUCAUGCCGAGCAGAGCAGCUUCAGCCCAUUAGCUUUGUUCUCCGUUCCCACUACACACGAAUCAGAGCGAGAGAAAAGAGAUAGAUAA